CCAGUUUUCUGCAUGGCAUGGUGGAGACUUAAUGUGCUGUGCUCUAGAGGAUACAUAAAGAAAAGAUCACAAAAUAAACUACCAGUUUAUGAGUUACUGGAAGCUGGUUUUCAUAUCGCACAUCGAUUGAGAGGUACAAGACCAGAUGUCCACUCCCCCAAACACGACACACAGACUGACAGCAAUAUACAACCACACAACACUCAUGCCAAAUGUUUAGAGAAUGGAGCAUCUGAUGCAUUGUACAGUAACGAUGAUGGGUUAGAUGGUAUUCUUUUAUUAGUUGAUAUCCAUGAACAAGGUGGGAGAGAUGUAGACUGGGUGAGCUCAGCAGAUGUCUGACCCAAACCGGUGUACGUCACAAGACUCAACACCUCAGGUGCGGUGACUAUUGUUGGGUAUGGAGGCGUGGAAGACAGGAGAAAAUUCUACCAGUUUUGGUAGAACGUAAGAGGGCAGACGACAUGGCAUGGAGUCUUAAAGAUGGAAGAUACUUCAGACAGAAACAACAGAUGCUGGAAUGGAAGAAUGAGUACACCAAAGGAAACUUGGAAGUGGCAUUAAAAUAUGUAAUUGAAUCUACGCCAGAAGCCUACAGAGUGACAUGUGGAGAUGAGUGUGGUGGGGUUGCUAGGUGUGGAAAUCCCUCUGUAAUGCAAGUCAAAAAUGUCAUAAGGGAAUUAGAAGAGAGCGGAGACUUUGAUGUGAUUCGUACACCAGACAUCCAUGGCACUGUAGAAUUCCUUGUCACAGUUACGCUAGAGUUACAACACAGGUUAGUCAGAAUAUUUUUAUCUUCUUCAGUACUUCAGUGUUACAGCAAAGAUCAUGCAGGGUAG
This is a messenger RNA of Saccoglossus kowalevskii, 839 nucleotides long. RefSeq lists its product as uncharacterized. The record is from RefSeq and is a predicted model, not a curated record. Lineage: Eukaryota; Metazoa; Hemichordata; Enteropneusta; Harrimaniidae. Gene Ontology annotation, molecular function: 3'-flap endonuclease activity; DNA binding; crossover junction DNA endonuclease activity. Gene Ontology annotation, cellular component: Holliday junction resolvase complex; nucleus. Gene Ontology annotation, biological process: resolution of meiotic recombination intermediates; double-strand break repair via break-induced replication; mitotic intra-S DNA damage checkpoint signaling.